This is a messenger RNA of Trichoderma asperellum CBS 433.97, 3465 nucleotides long. RefSeq lists its product as uncharacterized. The record is from RefSeq and is a predicted model, not a curated record. Gene Ontology annotation, molecular function: serine-type endopeptidase activity. NCBI's taxonomy places the organism in Eukaryota, Fungi, Ascomycota, Sordariomycetes, Hypocreales, Hypocreaceae. Gene Ontology annotation, biological process: proteolysis.
AUGUCGGAUGCAGAAGAAGACGUACACCGAGAAACCGACGAUGAGGAUGAGACUACAGAUGAAGAAGAGGAAGAUAGCAUAUUAGCCAAGACUAAUGCAGCUACCUCUUCAUUGAAAGCUAUUUUUGAGAAUCAGGCCAGUAAAGAUGAUCUUGAUCAAUUCAUGGAACAACAUAGCGAAGUUAUAAAAUAUGUUGAGGAUAGUGGGACAACAUUUUUGCACAGAAUCGUCAAUUUGGUGUCUGAUAGGGAUAACGGGAAACCCGUCAAUGCCUUAAACAUCAAGCCGCUGGUUGCGAGAAUCAUACAAAUGUAUCCAGAUCAUUUACGAAAUAGGAAUGAAGAGAGCCAAACUCCACUUUAUCGGGCCAUUUACCUGAAGAGAUUCACUUGGAAUCUAAUUGAGCCUAUGCUGAGCAGCUGCUCAGAUGACCAGAUCAUUGAAGAUGUUCUUGGGGCAACUUGUAGUAAGGGAGAAUCUUUGAAAACUUGCCUCACAUUGGCGUUUGAAAAAGAUCUCAAGCUGAAGGCACUUCAAACUUUGAUAAAACACGCGACUGAGAACUCCUUGAAGCUUACAGACGGUUCCGGGAUGACGCCUUUUCACCGCGCAGUACAAUAUGAGCAAUGCGACGACAAACGAAUUGGGAUUAUCAAAUUACUUCUUCAGAAAGACACUAAAAUCCUCGCUGGGCUGAAAGAGGAUGCACCAUUUCAGCCAGUGGAGAGUUUUUUAGAUGUUAAAUAUAAGAGAAUGGAGGGUAGCUCCAAAUACGAGGUGGAAUAUUCCGUAUAUACAGAGCAUGAGAGAUCGUCAAAGGCUUAUUUGGCAAGUGAAAAUAAGAAAAAGUCUCAGGCCAUGUUACGGGAAAAUCCUCCACGUCAAUCAAACAACAGGGAGGUGGAUAUUGAUCACCCUGGUCGAGAUAAAAAUACUCCCAAGACUCUCAUCGAAAACAGCCUCCUGAAGAACCAAAACACGCUAGAGUACGACGACAGAAUUAGAAACCCCGAUAAUGAAAGCGAGAGACAUGAGAAAUUAUCUGAGCACUUAGAUGAGAUUGAGAGAGAACGACAGCGGCUCAGAGCAGAAGAGGGCAAGAAAUUGAAGGCGAAUGAGGAACAAGAGAGUAAAUUUAAGGCAGAGAGAAAGAAUUUGCGAUAUCCAGGCUCGGAUUACGGUAACUCUCUUACAAGGCAGCCUCGAGAGAAAGAAUCGCCGAAUGAUGCAAUACCAAACAAACCCAAGAUUGCUUUGACUGCAGUUGGAAGUGAUCACGCGCCAAAUACUCCAUUAAAAAGGGUUUCUACGACUACAUUCAGUGCUGAUAAAGAGAAAAGGAAAGCAGCGACAAAGAGUACCCAGAAGAAGCCAGAUUCCAAGAUGUUGGCUAAAAACUCAGCUGUUAUUCUUAAGAUGCUAAAGCUUCAUUAUAUGCGAACGAGGAGCAUCGAAAUGGCUACUUCAUUUCUCUAUGGCAAGAGUAACCUGAAUGAUGUUCAAAUUUAUUUUGACUACGGUGGUCUUCCGCCCGAGAUACAUGACAAUGUUUUCUUGGAGAGAUUUGGGGAGGAUGAAAAGAGCGGUAUUCGGUUUGACGAAGUCCUGAUGUAUGCGAGGUUCCCAAACGUAACUGUUAUACGUAAUGGAAGGAAGGCUCCCAAGCCCCGAGCGCCAGGCCGACAAGAUAUGGAAUUCUUUUUCGAUUGGCUUUAUAAUAAAGGCGUACGCCGCAUUCUGAAAGUCGAAGUACACGACAGUGGAGAGAUUCCACACAGCGACGAGGCAAUCUACAACUCAAUGCGCAGGAUUGUGGUUGAACAUCUUGACUGGUCAAAGCCAGACUUGGAUCCUCAAAUCAUUCGUCAAAUUAGCGAAAAUACCGAAACAUGUAACGCCGACCCCGAAAGCAAUUUGACCGGCACUAGAAAUGAGUUGCGGGAGCUUACUCUCAAAUGGAGCGGUAAUAAUGCUGUCCUACGGUCGUGGAGCGAGAUUGAAGGCCUACCGCAACUACCGAAGUUACGGGUUGUUAAUCUCAGUAUUCCAGCACAGUCCAAUUUAUAUGACUCUAGAAGCUGGGUACAGUCGAACAUUGACAGAUUUCGAACUCGCUUGAACCGCAGUGCCAACUAUAACCGCGAUGCUAGACAAGCGACGGACUCCAAAGUGAUAGACGAACCAGAACUUACUAAGGCUUCAACAGAAGAGAAGAACGAAAAGCGAAAUCCCACGCCAGAAAAGGAGCGCAAGAUUGAGGUUAUCGUACGGGAGAGCGACAAGGAAGUUGACCGUCCCACAUCAUUAAAUAAUAUCUCUAAAGCGACUGAAAGGUUCAACCCUAUAACCGAGCACGAAUGGCUCAACUGCAUGGAAAGAUUCGCAGGAUGCAUGAGCAUAUUUUGGCAAGAAACGUUAAAGAGAUCUAAAGAAAGCGUCGAAAAAGACAAUAACAAUCGCAUGUUUGACAAAGACACCACUCAGAAUCUCAAUAGCUUGAAAAGAGAUGUUGUUGUUGCCUUAAUAGAUGACGGAGUUGACUCUUGCGAUUCUACUUUUGCAGGCCGCGUAAUUGAGGGCAAAACAUUUGACUAUCGAGACGGAAGUGUAGGACAGUAUUACAUCUCAGCGAGAGGCCACGGUACAGAAAUGGCGAGGAUGAUUCUGAAAGUCUGCCCUAUGGCGAGCAUCUACUCCAUCCGACUCAAAACACACAUCAGUCCGGAUAAAGGGCAAGUUACAAUCGAUGCAACCUCUGCCGCAUUGGCUAUUGAAGCAGCGUUAGAGAAGAAGGCCACCAUAAUUUCCAUGUCGUGGACAAUACCAAUACCUCCAGAGGGAAGCGAAGAAAAAAUACUGCUGGACCGUGUACUUGACAGAGCAUGCGCACAAAAGGUACUAAUGUUCUGCUCGUCUUCGGAUCAGAUUAAUGCUACUCAGCAUUAUCCCUCAGCUUUCAGACGCCAUAAAUUCUUCCUGAUAGGUGCUGCGCAUGACGAUGGCACUGCUUUCGGCCACGCAGGGAAGAAUAACGACUUCAUCUUUCCCGGAGUCAAUGUAAACACUACUAAAGGUGCUAGCUUGCCGUCAUAUCUAGCCCACAGGACCUCGUCGACUAAAGAGUCGACAGGCUCUAGUAUUGCAACUGCUCUGGCAGCUGGACUCUCAGCUGCUAUUCUGUACUGUUUCAAAGCGAGCGCGUUAGGCCUCGCUGCAGCGCGGAUGCAACAGGGCAAAAAUUACGUGGCUGGAUCUGAGCUCGUCAGGCCAACAGACGUUGAAAGGAUCACAGAUCGGGAUGUUCUUAAAGCAGCUUUCAAUAGAAUCGGCAAGAUGGAGAGUGGGCAAUUUAUUCAAGUUUGGGACCGGUUCGACCCCGCCAGCCAAGUCUUAGAGGCUGAACUUGGAUAUGAGGAAAAGCUUACGUGUAUCAUGAAUCUUUGUUCAAAUCUCAUUGAGCGCUAG